Pocillopora verrucosa is the source of this 1405-nucleotide messenger RNA. The record is from RefSeq and is a predicted model, not a curated record. Lineage: Eukaryota; Metazoa; Cnidaria; Anthozoa; Scleractinia; Pocilloporidae.
AUGACCACGCCUUUUGUGGCUAUUACUUUUCCAGCUCACAAAGGGGAGAAAAGGUUCGGUGGUCUCAGCCCAAGGGAAGAACAACUUUUAGAAUUGGUACAACAAGCUCUGGGUCUUGAUCGAGCACAGACCUCCAAAAUUUACGGCUAUGGCUGUUGGUGCGGCUUUGGUGGAAUGGGAAGAACCGCGGAUAACUUUGAUUUUUGUUGCAAAGCCCACGAUUUUUGCGAGCUUAACUUAGUUAAACCGGAUAAAUGUGGUGGUAACCCCAGUAAUGUUGAUAAGAGAUUCGAGUACGACGCAGCUACUGACACUUGCACUGGUGGCUUAUGCAAGACCGAGGCAGAUGUUAUUGUCUUGAUCCAAGACAGCCAGAGCAUUUCUGAAGGGACUCGUCCAAGUAUACAACGUAUAGUGAAAACGCUACUGAAUUCACUGAACAGCGAUGACACCGACUACAAUUUUGUGAUGGGAAGAUACGGCUCAAAGACAAAAAUGAAUCGUUGGGGUUCAGCAGCUAAGGCAAUCUCCUACUUGAAUAAAAAUUACCCCAAGGGAGGACUUGGCCUCUACAACCGCUUAAUUCGCGUCCUAAAGAAAAGCGUCGCAAAGAAGUUCAACAAACGUUCAGCACGCAGGAAGGGUAAAGAUCCAGUGAAGAUCGUUGUACUCUUCACCGACGGAAACACGGAAGAUGGUAGAGGUCGUUUGGUGGACACCUUCAAACUCCUAAGUGCAGAAAAGAAGCUGAGAGUCGACAACGACAUCCAUCUUGUGGGUGCUCUUAUUCCCAACGUAAAAAACACACAGCGAAUAGAUCAGCUUGAAAGCAUCGUGUCCGACCCAAAUGAUGCAAUCAACAUGGAAUUUACCGAGGCAAACCUGAACAAAAUCGCCGAUCGCCUCGCCUACCGGGUUAGACGAUUAUUGGUCUGUCGAGUUCCCUACACGGUGGUUGUUUUCACCCCUACAAAAGACAUCACGUCGAAGUUCCAUGUGUUCAUCAUGCUCGUCGGAACCGGUGGAAAAAAGACAGAAGACCUGUUGUUAUAUAAAGACAAAGGGGCAAAGCGAGAAGAUGCAUUCAAAUACGAGGUCCGUGGCAUUGAUGUUGGGGACAUCACAGAGGUGAGAAUCAAAUCGGAAAGAAAAAUCAUAACUGACGCAAGCUGGGAACUGAGAAAGGUUAAGGUUACACAGGGUGACCAAACUGUAACAGCAGUAUUCAAAGAGAACAUUGGAGCCUUCGAUAAAAGUUAUAAAUCUGCCACACCAAGAAAGCCUAAGGAAACGGUCAAUGCAUAAAGUCAUUCUCGAAGAAGGAAACCAGUAGAAGUGCAGAAGCCUAAGAUGCAAUGAUAAAGUUGUCAUACAUCGUAUAAAUAUAAAAAGUCUUAUUGAGAAA